AUUAUCUCCAAAGCCUUACCCCCUCUCUCUAUCACUUGAAACCUCAAUCUCUCUCUGGUUGACCCGAGAAUUUCUCUCGCAGACACACAGAUCUCUCCUCGAAUCCGCUAGAUCUGUUCGUUUUCGGACAUCUGUAUUGCGAAAUCUGAGAUCGGAAGAUUUCGUUCUCAGAUCUAUCCAUCUUAUCUCCGUACAGGUUCUCGUGUCUCAGAGUUGACGUAUGCUGUGUUUUCAGAUCUGGGUUGUUUGUAUAUCUAAAUCUUGUGUCGAGAAUUGGAGAUGGCGGAGACUCUCAAAGAAGAUUCGAUCAUGAUUCGAGAGGUUUGGAGCGAAAAUCUAGUUGAAGAAUUCGCAUUGAUCCGUGAAAUCGUCGACAAAUACAGCUACAUCGCUAUGGAUACUGAGUUUCCAGGGGUUGUAUUGAAGCCGGUCGCUACUUUCAAGUACAAUAACGACCUUAACUAUCGGACUCUCAAGGAGAACGUCGAUUUGCUGAAACUGAUCCAAGUCGGGCUAACAUUUUCCGACGAGAACGGGAACCUACCGACUUGCGGGACGGACAAGUUCUGCAUCUGGCAAUUCAAUUUCCGUGAGUUCAAUAUCGGAGAGGACAUCUACGCGAGCGAGUCCAUCGAGCUGCUGCGUCAGUGUGGGAUUGAUUUCAAGAAGAACGUUGAGAAAGGUAUCGACGUGGUUAGGUUCGGGGAGCUUAUGAUGUCUUCAGGGAUUGUUUUGAACGAUGCAAUCUCUUGGGUUACUUUCCAUGGAGGAUACGAUUUCGGGUACCUGGUGAAGCUGUUGACUUGCAAGGCAUUGCCUGUGAAGCAAGCUGAUUUCUUCAAGCUGCUUUACGUGUAUUUCCCCACGGUUUACGAUAUCAAGCACUUGAUGACUUUCUGCAACGGGCUCUUUGGUGGAUUGAACAGACUCGCUGAGCUUAUGGGAGUGGAGAGAGUUGGGAUUUGUCAUCAGGCCGGGUCAGAUAGUUUGCUCACCUUAGGCUCGUUUAGGAAGCUCAAGGAACGUUAUUUCACCGGGUCGACUGAGAAAUACACUGGAGUCUUGUAUGGUCUAGGUGUGGAAGAUGGUACUACUACUACUGUUGCUAAUUAAGAGAAGAAAAAAAGAAGCUUAAGUUUCAGGGGACUGGAUUAGAUUUUUCUUUAGUCUUUGUGAGUGUGAGACCAAUUAGAAUUCUCUCUUUGUGUAAAUUGGCAAAAAUUGGUUUUUAGUAAGUGACUGUUGUGUCUUCGUUGUUAAUUUCUUUUCAGGAAAACCCCCUUUUGAUCAAAAUGAGGGGGUUUUGUUUAGCUUUGAGUUUCUGAAUGUAUAUCAGUUCAGCUACCCGUUUCAUUAAUAAAUAAUCUCCAAUUAUAAUUA
Messenger RNA from Eutrema salsugineum, 1380 nucleotides. Its product is annotated as probable CCR4-associated factor 1 homolog 10. The record is from RefSeq and is a predicted model, not a curated record. Gene Ontology annotation, molecular function: nucleic acid binding; poly(A)-specific ribonuclease activity. The coding region runs from base 280 to 1113 and encodes 277 amino acids. Gene Ontology annotation, cellular component: CCR4-NOT core complex; CCR4-NOT complex; P-body. Lineage: Eukaryota; Viridiplantae; Streptophyta; Magnoliopsida; Brassicales; Brassicaceae. The transcript has 2 exons.